Messenger RNA from Fundulus heteroclitus (mummichog), 1544 nucleotides. RefSeq names its product sulfatase modifying factor 1 (gene sumf1). The transcript has 9 exons. The record is from RefSeq and is a predicted model, not a curated record. Lineage: Eukaryota; Metazoa; Chordata; Actinopteri; Cyprinodontiformes; Fundulidae. Gene Ontology annotation, cellular component: endoplasmic reticulum. The coding region runs from base 77 to 1189 and encodes 370 amino acids.
ACUUCCCCACGUGACUUUGCGGAAGUGAGCGCAUAAACAACAUGAGCACUCACUGAGUCGAGGGGACUUUUCCAGAAUGAUACGCUGCUUUUUCCUACUUUUAGCGGCAGUGCUCGUCAAUGUAGAAGUUUGUCUUCAAAGUUCAUGCGGAGGAGAGCGGGAGCCCGCCUCCCCGGAGGGAGCAGCGAGCUGCGGCUGCGAGAAACUGAGCAGAGCCGCUGCCGGAGCUGAAGACCCGGAGGAGGUGGAGGCGACCAGCGAGCCCGCCGUCAAAUACACAGCAGCUGCUAACGAGCCGCUGUCUGAGAUGGUGUUCAUCCCCGGAGGAGAGUUUCUGAUGGGAACAGACAACCCAGGUAUCCCCCAGGAUGGUGAGGGCCCACAGAGACGGGUGCAUGUCGGCUCUUUCUACAUGGACGUGAUGGAAGUAACUAAUCAGCAGUUCCAGCGCUUCAUCGAGGCCACAGGUUAUGUUACUGAGGCCGAGAAAUUCGGAGACUCGUUUGCGUUCGAGGGAAUUUUGAGCAAAGCUGUCAAAAGCCAAAUCACACAAGCAGUGGCUGCUGCCCCCUGGUGGCUCCCGGUCAAAGGGGCAAACUGGAGGCACCCUGAAGGCGAGGACUCAAACAUCACAGACAGGCUGGACCACCCAGUUGUACACGUCUCCUGGGCCGACGCAGUCGCCUUUUGCUCUUGGGCCAACAAGAGACUCCCUACUGAAGCUGAGUGGGAGUACGCCUGCAGGGGGGGCUUGAGAGACAGACUUUACCCAUGGGGGAAUAAGCUGAACCCAAAAGGAAAACACUACGCCAACCUCUGGCAGGGGGAUUUCCCCGUAUACAACUCUGGAGAGGACGGAUAUGUCAAAACGUCCCCUGUAAUGUCUUUUCCGGCCAACGCGUUCGGCCUGCAUGACAUGGUGGGGAAUGUUUGGGAGUGGACCUCAGACUGGUGGACUGUGCACCACACAACAGAAGAGCAACACGAUCCAACCGGUCCACCUUCAGGCAAAGACAGAGUGAAGAAGGGAGGGUCAUACAUGUGUCACAAGUCUUAUUGCUACAGAUACCGAUGUGCGGCUCGGAGCCAGAAUACUCCAGACAGCUCAGCCUCCAACCUGGGAUUUCGCUGUGUUUCUCAGGGGAAACAACAAGAUGACCUGCUCGUGUUGAAGGAAGACUCCCUCUAAACUGGAAUCCAAGUGUGAAUGCAAGAAAAGGACAUUAAGGAUUUGAACGAGAUGGCACAGACAAAUAAAGGAAAUUUUUCGGUUACUGUAGAUAUCUUAUUUCACAACAAGAAAGUGUUUAACUUUUUCUACUGAAAUAUUUGAGAUUUAUAGUUGUUUUUUUUUACUCUAUCAACCAUUUUUUUUAAGUGUAUCAGUGUUAAGUAUAUCAUUUACAAUGGUCUUAUUGUUGAUUAUUGUGUGACGCUGCAGUAAGAUUGCUGUAAAAUUACUGUAAGAAUAUAUUUCUAAAGUAUUUUUGUCUAUUAACAUUUACAAAGAAGUCAUAAUAAUAAAAUUCUCAUAAGAAAAAGGA